AUGGUUGCCGUCGCCUCUGCGGCCGUUCAACCACUGCCGGGAUCGUCGGGCGGUGCCUCGGAGGCUGCUCAACCCCCUGCGGCGCAGGGGCAAGGCUCGCCAGCUGGAGGGAGUGACGAAUGUGAGUAGAUGAAAUGAAGAGCGCAAGACCUGUGACAACAUGGGCUCCAGCGCCCGUGAAGCGGCCUCGUGCUCGAGCAGAACAGCACUCGGUGAUGUUGAGUGUCAUUGUUACUGACAGCUCGCUCUCAGCUCCUCAUGAGACUACUCCAGACUACUCGUCGUACUCGUGUGGUCCACCGGGCGCUAGUACGUCACAUCAUGAAGACGCAAGCAACGAUUGGGAGAACAAAUUGCUAACGAUACCCUCUUCUUCCAGGUGGUCAGCAGGGCACUCCUCCUACUCCUGCUGGACAGACUGGAGCUCAGCCUUCCCCACCAGCCCCUGCGCCCGCUGGUGGUGCUCCUGCUGCUGGUCCAUCAGGCGCGGUAUCGCCCGAACAAGGUGCUCCUAAGGGUGCUCCUGCCCCUGCUCAGUAUGGCUCGGAAUCGCCUCAACAAGGUGCUGCGCCCGCUGGUGGUGCUCCUGCUGCUGGUCCGUCAGGCGCGGUCUCGCCCGAGCAAGGUGCUGCGCCCGCUGGUGGUGCACCUGCCGCUGGUCCAUCAGGUGCGGUAUCGCCCGAACAAGGUGCUCCUAAGGGUGCCCCUGCCCAGUAUGGCUCGGAAUCGCCUCAACAAGGUGCUGCGCCCGCUGGUGGUGCACCUGCCGCUGGUCCAUCAGGCGCGGUAUCGCCCGAACAAGGCGCUGCCCCCGCAGGUGGUGCUCCUGCCGCUGGUCCAUCAGGCGCAGUAUCGCCCGAACAAGGCGCUGCCCCCGCAGGUGGUGCUCCCGCCGCUGGUCCAUCAGGCGGCAGUUCGGCCUCUCCAGCCGGUCAGCAGCCCGCAGGCGUCGCUCCAUACCCAGUUGCUCCAGGCUACGGAGGCAACAAGACCUCUCCAUACCCAACUGGUACCGCUGUCCCCACCGGCGGCGUACCUCCAUCCUCGAGUGGCCCGUCGAAUGGUGCCCCGCCAAGUGGAAGCCAGUCACCGGCUCCUUACCAGGGCGACGCGGCUUCUGUCGAGAGUACUCUGAGCGGUCUGAUUGCCAUCGUCGCUGGUGCUGUUGCUUUCGCGUUGUAA
This is a messenger RNA of Lecanosticta acicola, 1182 nucleotides long. The record is from the annotation of a GenBank genome assembly. Lineage: Eukaryota; Fungi; Ascomycota; Dothideomycetes; Mycosphaerellales; Mycosphaerellaceae.